Messenger RNA from Cottoperca gobio, 3000 nucleotides. RefSeq names its product gastrula zinc finger protein XlCGF8.2DB-like. Gene Ontology annotation, molecular function: RNA polymerase II cis-regulatory region sequence-specific DNA binding; DNA-binding transcription factor activity, RNA polymerase II-specific. The transcript has 4 exons. Bases 366 to 1832 code for a protein of 488 amino acids. NCBI's taxonomy places the organism in Eukaryota, Metazoa, Chordata, Actinopteri, Perciformes, Bovichtidae. Gene Ontology annotation, cellular component: chromatin; transcription regulator complex; PcG protein complex. Gene Ontology annotation, biological process: regulation of transcription by RNA polymerase II. The record is from RefSeq and is a predicted model, not a curated record.
UAUCCCGUGUCUACCUGACUCUUAACCUCUUCAACAAUUAACUGGCCGAUGUCCUCCGCAAUAAUUUCAAUCUCCUGGGAGGUGUGAGAUUGCAGCAGUUCAUACUCAGAGUCCAUCACAUCAUUCAGAAGAGGGAUAGCUGAUUCCAGUCCACCCUCCAACACAGUAGGUGGCGGUCAUUCAUCUUAACGCUGGCUGCCACCCGCCGUAAAACCAACGAAGAAGACAAAAAAGAAGCCAUGCAGCGGAAGUAAACAGUACAGGCACUAUUAGCGUUAGCUCAGCUCUCUGGAUGUAUGAAACUAGCAGGGAGACGAGGUUGUAGUCGUUGCGUGGAUGAAUAUUUGACUUCUAGUUAAGCAACAAUGUCUUCAGUUGAGUGUUUGAGAGAGUUUGUCAACGAGCGACUAAAUGCUGUUGCUGAAGAAAUAUUCGGAGUUUUCCAAGAAGCUGUCGUCGAGUACGAGGCAGAGAUCGAUCGUCAGCGCAGACUGCUGGAUGUCGUUUGGAAACCCGAAAUAAAGUUACACAGGAUAGAGCUCCCACAGCAACAUGUCUGUAAGGAGGAGGAGGUCCUCUCUGACCAGCAGCUCUGUAUUCAGGAGAGGAACUCCAGUCUGGACCAAGAGGACCCAGAGCCUCCACAGAUUAAAGAGGAGCAGGAGGAACUCUGCACCAGUCAGGAGGGAGAGCAGCUUGUACUGAAGCAGGAGACUGAUACCUUUAUGUUGACUCCUACUGAUGAGGAAAGUGACCACCAGCUCCUCUCUCACAACUCUCAUGUAGCUGAGAGCCAAGAUCAGAAAGGAGGCAAGCAUGGAGACUCAGGCUCAACUAGAACUGCAGAGCCAAAUCAACAGAGUCUACAUCGCGAAAGCACAAGUCACAGUAACAAUGUAGACAACCCUCACCUGUCAGAGAUGCACUGUGAUACUCACACAGGUAAACAGCCUUUCAAAUGUGACACAUGUGGAAAAUACUUUCAGUAUAAAUCAAAACUAGAGAGACAUCUGACAAUCCACACAGGAGCGAAGCGCUUUGCAUGCAAAACAUGUGGGAGAGCUUUCAGACAUAAUGAUCACUUGAAAGAGCACAUGAUAACCCACACAGGUGAGAAGCCAUAUUCUUGCAAAACAUGUGGGAAAAGAUUUACUCAGAAAUCAACAUUGAAUUCUCAUAUAAGAAUCCACACAAGGGAGAAGCUGUUUGCAUGCAAAACAUGUGGGAGAGCUUUCUCAUAUAAUUGUGACUUGACAGUACACAUGAGAAUCCACACAGGGGAGAAGCUGUUUGCAUGCAAAACAUGUGGGAAAGCUUUUACAAUUCGUAGUAACUUGACACGCCACAUCAGAUGCCACACAGGAGAGAAGCCAUAUUCCUGCAACACGUGUGGGAAAAUAUUUACUCAGAAAUCAUCAUUGAACUCUCAUAUAAGAAUCCACACACAGGAGAAGCCGUUUGCAUGCAAAACAUGUGGGAGAGCUUUCAGAGAUAGUAAGCACUUGACAUGCCACAUGAGAACCCACACAGGUGAGAAGCCGUUUGCAUGCAAAACAUGUGGGAGAGCUUUCAGAGAUAGUAAGCACUUGACAUGCCACAUGAGAACCCACACAGGUGAGAAGCCGUUUGCAUGCAAAACAUGUGGGAGAGCUUUCAGAGAUAGUACUCACUUGACACGCCACAUGAGAACCCACACAGGUGAGAAGCCAUAUUCUUGUAAAACAUGCAAUAAGAAAUUCCAGCGUAAUGAUAAAUUGAAAGUCCACAUGAGAACACACAUGGGGGAAAAGCUGCAUCACUGCAGCACAGAGGGUCCAGAGAUUAAAGAGUAACAGGAGGAACUAAAAGGAGUGUGACACUUGACUUCAGGGUUACACUCUGUAAUAAGUGUUGGAUCAUACACUAUUUCUACACACUACCUCAGCAAUGAGGUCACUGAGGUUAUUUCUUCGUUAGAGGAAGAUUGUCAGUCUGUUUUGGGUUAUUGGAUUGCAAUGGGAUAGUGCUUGAUGACCUGAACGUACAGGUGUAAAUGCAGCUGUGAUAGAGGACAUGGCUGGUGGGAUGCUGGGCUUCAGAAGCUCGUGUGUAAUGCAUACUGGUACAUGCAGGCAGUCCCUGCACGGCUCCGCGAGCAGGAGAACUCAGCUUUAGGAUUCAGGGGGAUCUAUUGGCAGAAAUGGAAUAUAGUAUUCAUAACUGUUUUCUUUCGUCUAUAAUCACCUGAAACUAAGAAUCGUUGUGUUUUCAUUAAAUUAGAAUGAGCCCUUCAUAUCUACAUGAGGAGUGUGUCCUCUUCCACUGAGACCACCAUGUUGUCUCUUUAGUAUCUGAUGGGAAAAUUCAGAAACUAAGUGAUUAACACAGCAAAAGACAGGAGGUGAAACUGAGUGCUAAACACAGCAGGGGACAGGAGACAAACUGCUGAUGAACUGUAGAUUAAUCAAAGCAGUUGAUUGAUCAGCACAUCUGUUAUUUACUAUAAACAAGUAAUAAACCAAGGACAACCUGAUCUGAAUAGGUUCGUACCUUUGAUCUCUGCAAAUCGGAAUCAGUAAACCCCCAUCUGGGGUGAAAAAAGGAAAACUGACCUGGAAGCUCUUCAUGACUUCCUGUUCUUUGAAUGAAGUAUAAAUAUGGAGGCGGUGACAGUUGCUUCUCUGAGCAAACACAUGUUGUAACUGACGAUGAUGAACAAACUGUUAACCAAGAUGAAUGUUACUGCAUUGUAUGCAACUUUUUUUAAUUGAACAAUGAUGACACUGAGCAUGGAUGAUUGUAGCAACACUGUUAAUAUAAUUUGUUAUGCUGCUGCACAUUGUUUGAAGACUGACUGUGACAGAACAUAUUGCUUGAAAGGCCAGAAGAUAUAGAAGCUUAAGGAGAACGUAUUCAUAUCACACAUGUUUGUUACCAAGGUAGAAUGGUGCAUCACAUUUUACGGUUUGUAAAUAAUGAAUGUGUGUAUACAUUGUCUUGAAGAGAUGCUGUCAAGUAAUU